Messenger RNA from Eptesicus fuscus (big brown bat), 2217 nucleotides. It is a transcript of the gene FSD1L, whose product is annotated as fibronectin type III and SPRY domain containing 1 like. The record is from RefSeq and is a predicted model, not a curated record. The coding region runs from base 1 to 1869 and encodes 622 amino acids. The transcript has 14 exons. Gene Ontology annotation, molecular function: protein binding. NCBI's taxonomy places the organism in Eukaryota, Metazoa, Chordata, Mammalia, Chiroptera, Vespertilionidae.
AUGCGCGGGCGCUCCUGGUCCCGCCCUCCCACAGCCGCCCUCUCACCCUGGCAACCGCGGCGACAACGGCGCGCGCGCGGGUGGGGCGCGGACGGGCGGGGCCGGGAGGCUGCGCUGCGGGCGGAGGCGGAGGCUGAGGCUGAGGCUGAGGCGGUGGCGCGGCCCAGGACAGCGGCCCCGGCUAGCGGUCCGGCGCGUCCGACCUCCCUUCGCCUCCUCGCGCGGCUCUCGGACGCGGCCUCGGGCCCAGCGGACUUAGCCUCUGGCCAUGGACUCCCAGAAAGUAAAAGUCAUGUGUUAACUGAACGGAUAUUAUUAGUUCAGGGCAAAUGGAAGGGCAAAGACUUGGAGUCCAGAGACUUGGGUUCCAUGCUGCUGUUUACUGGCUCUGAAGCUUUACAAAGGAUCAUAUCAACUCUGGCAAAUAAAAAUGAUGAAAUUCAGAACUUUAUUGAUACACUAAAUCAAACACUAAAAGGAGUUCAGGAAAAUUCUUCUAACAUACUUUCAGAGCUAGAUGAAGAAUUUGAUAGUUUAUACUCUAUAUUGGAUGAAGUGAAAGAAAGUAUGAUUAAUAGUAUCAAGCAGGAACAAGCUCGUAAAUCACAAGAGUUACAGAGUCAGCUUAGUCAAUGUAAUAAUGCCCUGGAGAACUCUGAAGAACUGCUAGAAUUUGCAACACGGUCAUUAGAUAUAAAGGAGGCUGAAGAAUUUUCAAAGGCUGCCAGACAGAUCAAGGAUAGAGUAACGAUGGCUUCAGCCUUUCGCCUUUCUUUGAAACCAAAGGUCAGUGACAACAUGACUCAUUUAAUGGUGGAUUUUUCUCAGGAAAGACAGAUGUUGCAGACUUUGAAGUUUUUGCCAGUCCCCAAAGCUCCAGAGAUAGAUCCAGUAGAGUGUUUGGUGGCUGACAAUGCUGUAACAGUAGUUUGGAGAAUGCCAGAAGAAGAUAAUAAGAUUGACCAUUUUAUACUGGAAUAUAGGAAAACUAAUUUUGAUGGACUUCCACGUGUAAAGGAUGAGCGAUGCUGGGACAUAAUUGAUAAUAUUAAGGGUACCGAAUAUACACUGUCAGGUUUAAGGUUUGAUUCAAAGUAUAUGAAUUUCAGAGUGCGAGCGUGUAACAAAGCUGUGGCUGGAGAGUGUUCUGACCCAGUGACUCUAGAGACCAAAGCACUUAAUUUCAGUUUGGAUAGCUCAUCAUCACAUUUGAACCUGAGAGUUGAAGAUACCUGUGUAGAGUGGGAUCCUACUGGAGGAAAAGGCCAAGAAAAUAAAGUUAAAGGAAAAGAGAACAAGGGCAGAAGUGGUACACCAUCUCCCAAACGGACAUCUGUAGGCUCCAGGCCACCUGCAGUAAGAGGCAGCAGAGAUCGUUUUACUGGGGAAUCAUACACAGUGCUGGGAGACACUGCUAUUGAAAGCGGACAACAUUAUUGGGAGGUCAAGGCCCAGAAGGAUUGUAAAUCCUAUAGUGUGGGAGUAGCAUACAAGACUUUGGGGAAAUUUGACCAAUUAGGAAAAACAAACACUAGUUGGUGUAUCCAUGUCAACAACUGGCUACAAAACACAUUUGCAGCAAAGCAUAAUAACAAAGUAAAAGCCUUGGAUGUUACUGUUCCUGAGAGAAUAGGUGUAUUCUGUGAUUUUGAUGGGGGUCAACUUUCUUUCUAUGAUGCAAACUCAAAACAGUUGUUGUAUUCCUUUAAGACAAAAUUUACUCAGCCAGUACUACCUGGUUUCAUGGUUUGGUGUGGUGGACUUUCUUUGAGUACUGGGAUGCAGGUUCCAAGUGCUGUGAGAACACUUCAGAAAAGUGAAAAUGGAAUGACUGGUUCAGCUAGCAGCCUAAACAUUGUUACUCAGUAAUGCCUACUCAGAAUGCUUCACCCCUCCUUUGGAUUGGGUGGUCUAAUCAUAGAAACUUAUGAGUGGUGGAAAUGAGGUUUGCUACGUUCUGCUUUAAGGCCUGGAAUCUGUUAGCAUUAAGCAUCUAGUACCACAUAUUCACAGGAACCUACUGUGCAAUGUCAUAGAAGCAAGCAGAGAUUGAGCAAGAAACUGAUAUUUUGAAGAGCAAAUGGAGAAAAAGGCAGUAUUUAAAUAGUUACUUAAAUAGAAACUCAUCUUUGUGUUUCUUGGAUUACUUUGGCUCUUCUAAUAUAUUUAGUUACAUAUGGUAGCCCUAGGACCUGAAGAAAAAGCAUUUAAAUCUUG